Micropterus salmoides (largemouth bass) is the source of this 1711-nucleotide messenger RNA. RefSeq lists its product as uncharacterized. The coding region runs from base 1040 to 1675 and encodes 211 amino acids. Gene Ontology annotation, biological process: response to bacterium. The transcript is spliced from 5 exons. Lineage: Eukaryota; Metazoa; Chordata; Actinopteri; Centrarchiformes; Centrarchidae. The record is from RefSeq and is a predicted model, not a curated record.
UUGCCAUUUCGAAACAGCAUGCUAUACAAAAACUACUUGGACACGAACCCCGGUCUCCUGAUUCAAAGUGCAGGUUCUGGCCCUCCAUCCACCCCAACCACCUCUUUUCUGUUAGAUAUCAUAUACCCACCUUUACCGUCAAAACUGACGGGGCUUCCCCCACUGCGUUGAACUUGACGAGUCAGGGAGUGAGAACAGGUUGCCUCUGUCUGCUGCAAGAGAGGGUGCAUCAUGUGGACAAAUGCUCACUCAAUGCAACAGGUUGGACAUGCAGCCACUUAAGAGUCUGAUAAAGGCUCAGCUGCCAUAUUAUAAAUUUAUAUCCAGUGACUUGAGGGAUAGAAAACAUGUGUCUCCCUUUCUGUCUUAAUGUCUUAUUAGACAAACAUGUAUAUUUAAACACAACUCGGGUUUCUACAAGUGAUUUUCAUGUAAAUGAAAAGGAACAGACUUUGUACAGAACUUUGAAAAGGCAUACCGGUGGGUGUCAAGGACAGAUUUCAACAUCAGCAAAAAUUCUGAGUGAAUAAACUUUUUAAUAAUCAAUCCUGUCGUUGUUAGAUGAUCAUAGGAUACAUGAUAUCAGUCCUACUGAACACCUUUAGAAUGAACAUAAACACAGCAUCAAGCAUUAAAACGCCACAGGUCCCUGACUUUGUUUUUUCUGUUGUACCAGACUGUUAUGGAUUAGGGGAGGAUGCUUUCAGUAAUGGCUGUGUAAAACGGCAGGAGUCACAAAGGAGUUGUUUUUUAUGCUUCUGCAAUUCUUUGUGGCAACUUCUGUCUCAAACUGCAUCUGACACAGAUAUAACAUGGUACUGUAGAGUCUCCUAGCACUGAAUUUUCAUGUGAAGUCAUAAUUCAGAGUUUAUGUUCAGAAAUUAGCUCAAAGCUUAAUAUAUAUGCAAUGGCAUUACAUUGCAUUAAUAGGUCAGUGUGAGUGGAAAGAUGAAAAACAAAAGACGCCCCGCCUCUCUAAUCUCCUUUAUAGGAGCUCAGUAGUACAGACUUAUCUUGCAGUGACACCAUUAAACGCACAAUGAGAAGCUUUACCUUGAUAACAGCUUUCCUUCUCUGCAGCCUCAGCUGGAUCUCUGUCUCAGUUUCUGAGUCUCAGACUGUGGAGGUCCAGCCUGGUGAGGAAGUCACUCUGCUGUGCUCCAACAUUUCCAGAGACCCAACUCAGACAGACUGGUUCAAACUGAUCAACAGAACCAAGCCCAGCUGUAUCUCCUCCAUGUACCAGUCUUAUGACAAUGCUUCAUUCUGUCAUGGAUUUAAAAAUGGAAAAUUUGAAAUGAGCUCCAAUGUCUCCACUGUCUUUCUUAAAAUCAAAAAAGUGGAUUUAUCUGACUCUGGACUGUAUUUCUGUGGAAUUUACGUGGAGAAACAUACAGUCAUUGCCAGUGCAACACAUUUAAGUGUUAAUGGUAGUGGUGAAUCUGAUGAUGAAGUGGCUUUUAAGACUGAAAAGGAGCCUGAUGGUCUGGCUGUUUUCCUCACUAUGGUCGUCAUUGUUCUGGCUGUUAAAAUCAGGAAACUUACAGGUACAAAUCUGGACUCAGAUGACCUGAACUACGCAGCUCUAAGCUUCCAGCCAAAAGCAAAAAGAAACCGCAGGCCUGCAUCUGAGAGAGAACUGGAGACAAAUGUUGUGUAUGCUGCCACCAGAUAGACUCAGAAAGCAACUGGAACUGCAGCUCAGAGUGGA